AUGAAUCUACCAAACUAUUCUUAUUACUCUGGCAUGUGCAACAUGACUGCAGAGAACCAACACUCUCCCGCUGAGGCCAGUCCUGUUGUCAUGUCUCCAAACGUAAGUUUAGACUCGUCUCUGCCUCCCGCGCCUUCUGCGCUCAUGCUACAGCCACACUCCAAAGACAACAUUCUGAUCAAGUCUGAGCCUAGAGGCAGCAGCCCCAAUGUGGAAGAUGCUUCUGCUCUGGGCCAAACAGAGGAGAAUCUGCCCACUGGGAGCCGCCGGAGGAAGAGGCCGGUCCAGAGAGGAAAGCCUCCUUACAGCUACAUCGCCCUCAUCGCUAUGGCCAUCGCCAACUCUCCAGACAGGAAGCUUACUCUGGGAGGAAUCUACAAGUUCAUCAUGGAGCGCUUUCCUUUCUACAGAGAGAACUCAAAAAAGUGGCAGAACUCCAUCCGCCACAACCUCACCCUAAAUGACUGCUUUGUGAAGAUCCCCAGGGAGCCGGGCAGACCUGGAAAGGGCAACUACUGGACCUUGGAUCCCGCUGCUGAAGACAUGUUUGACAAUGGCAGUUUUUUGAGGAGAAGAAAGAGGUUCAAGCGCACAGAUGUGAGCACCUAUCCAGGUUACAUGCAGAGCUCCAGUGCCUUCACCCCCACUCCGAUGGGCAGAACCACCUAUCCCAACACGCUUUACGCAGGGAUAGGCUCGGGCUAUGCACCCCAACAUCCCGCCAUGUUGCACCAUUACCAAACAUCUGCUGCUGGGGUCGCGCCUGGUCAAGCGCGCAUGUUCAGCAUUGACAACAUCAUCAGCCAACAACCUGGGCAAGGCGCGGACUUGAACUCCCAGUUAGCUCUAGGAGGAGGCGAUCUUGGCUCUAUGAACCCUGGUUGCUCUGUGACUCCCACGGACCCAUCUGCAUGUUUUCAGACUCAAAAUACUAACAUAUUAAGCAGGAAUAGUGCCAACAUCUCGUACCCAUAUUCCACAACAGCAUCGCCCCCAAACCUUCCCACUAUGACACAGUCCGGCUUCUCGCCAGGGGGCUCACAGGUUUACUGUUCUGCCAACAGAGUUACACUGCCCCCAAUACGCACCAGCUCAUGCGCCGAACACACGGAACAGCUGCUGGGACUGACCAACAUAAACUCAUACAAUAAUUCGUAUAUGAGACAAGCCAACUUUGCCUCGGGUCUUGAAAGAUACAUGUGA
Molecule: messenger RNA, 1203 nt
Organism: Periophthalmus magnuspinnatus
Lineage: Eukaryota; Metazoa; Chordata; Actinopteri; Gobiiformes; Gobiidae
Gene: foxe3
Product: forkhead box E3
Exons: 1
Coding region: 1-1203 (400 amino acids)
Biological process (GO): anatomical structure morphogenesis; cell differentiation; regulation of transcription by RNA polymerase II
Molecular function (GO): RNA polymerase II cis-regulatory region sequence-specific DNA binding; DNA-binding transcription factor activity, RNA polymerase II-specific
Source: RefSeq, a predicted model, not a curated record